Molecule: messenger RNA, 1980 nt
Organism: Anopheles arabiensis
Lineage: Eukaryota; Metazoa; Arthropoda; Insecta; Diptera; Culicidae
Gene: Syx7
Product: syntaxin-7
Exons: 6
Coding region: 515-1366 (283 amino acids)
Biological process (GO): vesicle-mediated transport; vesicle fusion; intracellular protein transport
Cellular component (GO): synaptic vesicle; membrane; endomembrane system
Molecular function (GO): SNARE binding; SNAP receptor activity
Source: RefSeq, a predicted model, not a curated record
GCUUUGCCCCCACCCCCCCCACACGAAAUCGAAUCGACCCAAAAGUAGGCGGAAGGAAUUUUUGUGUUGUUAUUUCGUCGCAAUCGUGAAUUUUUCAUCCCAAAAAGGGUUCGAUACGCAUAAUCAGCCAACUCAUAAGAGAGAAAAUCACUCCAUAAUUGUUUUCCCAAAACGAACAACAAGCAGGGGCAUUGUUGACGUUGUGCAAAAGAAUAGACCUUCUUCCCGCAGUGGCUCAGAACCAGCUGCAGCUUUCACUUGGGCACAGAACCAACAGAAUGACUCAGUGUGUAGCUGGUGCAUGAAAUUCGAUCCCAGCAGUGUAGCGACUCGGUGCCAGCAUAUUUUGCGUUCAACAAUCCAACUUACUGAGAAGCAAUCGACAAAAAUUGAAAACACCCAUCCAGAGAUUGCGGGAGCAGAUUGUUACCAACUCCCGAAAGCAGCUCCCGGAAUCCCGUCAACGUUGUAGCAAUAGACACCGAAAAUAGCAACACAACGACAGGUGGAAAAGAUGAGUUACGCUUCAUUCGACAAUAAUGCCACGGGCAAUUCGAACAUCACCAAUGAGGCGGACUUUCAGAAAACGGCCCAAAUUGUGGUGGCCAGCAUCCAGAAGAUCCUGCAAAAUGUGUCGUCUAUGCAGCGUAUGGUCAACCAGUUCGGCACGGCACAGGAUUCGCCCGAGCUUAAACAACAGCUUCAUCAGAUACGGUCCUACACACAGCAGCUGAUAAACGACACGACCAACCAGCUGAACGAUCUGGUAAACUGCAAGGAACGUCACCUAAAGAUCCAGCGGGACCGGCUGGUGGACGAGUUUUCCACCGCCCUGAACGCGUUCCAAGCGGUCCAGCGGAAAACGGUCGAUCUGGAGAAGAAUGCCGUCCGGCAGGCGCGGCAGGCGAGCGGGGCCGCGAUGGCGAUCAACAAACCGCCCGGCUCGCACCACUCGAGCAUGGGCUCGAACUACAACAACACCUCGAACAGUGGCGGCGGGUCGUCGAUGUUUGAGGAUAACUUCAUUACCGGGUCCCGGGGACAGACGCAGGAGCAGAUGCAGGAGGAAAUCGAUCUGCAAGCGCUGGAAGACCAGGAACGGACCAUCCGCGAGCUGGAGGAGAAUAUUGUUAGUGUUAAUGAAAUUUACAAAAAGCUCGGUGCACUCGUGUACGAACAGAGCCACCAGGUGGACUCGAUCGAAGCGUCCGUCGAGCAGACGAGCGUGUUCGUAUCGGAAGGUGUACAGCAGCUUAAACAGGCCAGCCAUUAUCAGAACAAAGCUCGCAAGAAGAAGCUGAUUCUUGCGCUGAUAGCAGCCGCAAUAUUAGCGUUCAUCAUUCUCAUCAUCGUUCUGAAGCACUAAUGCACUGUGCAGUAAAAAGAAAAAAAGGAAAAAUAAGUUGAAACGGCGAGAGAAUCUAUGUUAUAUAAAUACCUAGAACAGAAAUGUUUACACCGGACCGGAAGGAAAACAAAAAUCGAUACGAAGGACGUCACACAAUCCAAAGCCAGUAGAAGAAGAGUGUGCAAUGUGCAAUGCGUUUAUGUUUAAAUUAUUUAAAUUAUCUUUUGUGCUUUACAAAACCACGUGGUAAAUCCAUUGUGCAUCCAUUGGCAGUUGCACACGCGCACCUAGCACUGGUUGCCGGUUAGCUCCCACUGAUUUGUGUACGACUAGCACCCGUAAUAGAAUCUUGGUUAGAGAGGCGCAAUCCAUCCACACACAACAACAACAAAAAAUGCAUUCCAUUUGACGGAUAGGGCAAGGGUACGAUUUGGAUUACAUUGUGAAUCAGGCUGAUAAUUCAAAUACCAACAAUAAGAUACACAGCGAAUGUGAACGUGGCUUACAAACACACGCUGGCCGCGAAUUAAUGAUAAUGAUAUUAUGCUCUGGUUCUCUCUCUAUGAUGUGCGAGAACCUUCCGUUGUAUUGGAUGCUUUAUUUGAAAUAUACAUAUAUGUAGUCCUACUGUA